Molecule: messenger RNA, 828 nt
Organism: Penicillium bovifimosum
Lineage: Eukaryota; Fungi; Ascomycota; Eurotiomycetes; Eurotiales; Aspergillaceae
Exons: 3
Coding region: 1-828 (275 amino acids)
Source: RefSeq, a predicted model, not a curated record
AUGGGCGUCAAGCCAGUCUCCCCGCGAGGGGACAUCAAGAAGUUCGUGAGGGCUAAUAAGCUCUAUACAGACAUGAGCGUUGCCACACCGGAUCCAAACCAUAUGUUUAUUUGUAAAACGUGUCGAAGACCCUUUGCACGACAAGAUGCUCUUACUCGCCAUGAGAAGCUGCAUGUCCGUGCGAUGAAUGCAGACAAUGGCUCAACGGAGGCAGCUUUGCCACUGCAGCCUGCUUCGAUUACAUCCCACGCUUCUUGGGAAACGAGCGCUUCUACUACUGAUCCAGCAUCGACUUCGGAAACCAGUAAUUCAUGGGAUGAUUUAACCUACUCUGGAAAUGAUACGGAGAUGCAUCAUGUCAUCUCCGCGGGUUUGGACUUCACAUUGGUCUGGCCUGAUUUGGAGGACUUGUUCCGGAGCCUGAUGUCCACAGACGCGUCAGAUCAAUGGCACAUGCCGCUUGGCACUUUGCCGUUUCUACCCGUCGUGCAAGAUGUGAAGGGUGUCAACUUUGGGUCGCCAAGCACAUUUGAUGACCAUAGCUCCUCUGUUGGGGCAAUACCCCGAGGAGGUGGACAUCGACCUCGUGAUCUGCCACAAUACCUAUAUGUGGCUAUGUCACUUGCAGGAGCCGGCACAGUGAAUCUGCCUCGAAACACUGUCCGGCAGGAUGCCCUGCUAUCACACUCGGAUCUCAAUAUUGGUGAUCAGGAUAUUCGGCCUCCAUCUGGGUCGGAGACAAAGCGCUUUGUGGAAGGAGGAAGUGGAUCUCCAUCGCUCCAGUUUUCGGCCAAUGGCAGUAUCCGAACUCUGCUUUAUGUCUUAUGA